Messenger RNA from Spizellomyces punctatus DAOM BR117, 1642 nucleotides. RefSeq names its product decapping nuclease. The transcript is spliced from 5 exons. Gene Ontology annotation, molecular function: mRNA 5'-diphosphatase activity. The record is from RefSeq and is a predicted model, not a curated record. Gene Ontology annotation, biological process: NAD-cap decapping; nuclear-transcribed mRNA catabolic process. The coding region runs from base 40 to 1326 and encodes 428 amino acids. Gene Ontology annotation, cellular component: nucleus; cytosol. Lineage: Eukaryota; Fungi; Chytridiomycota; Chytridiomycetes; Spizellomycetales; Spizellomycetaceae.
GCUUGGCGAUCACGGUUUUAGCAGAAUUGGAGGUCUCGAAUGGAUGCAAGACAGGGCAACAAACGUUCUAGUUCACCAUCUCUGGGGCGCUCAGGCGCUUACAAGCGGAUACGCAGUGAUAACUACUCAAGCCGAAACGGAUCCUCACCUCGCCUCUCUUCCGAUACAGCUAGCUGUACGUCGACACACCCAGCAAAUUCCUUCUCCGACCGACCUCUGGCAACCUUCCCACUUUAUCCCCUAGACCGUUUUCAAACGCGAUGUGCACAGUAUCAACAACCAACCGAAAUCGGAUACUUUUCAUAUAAUGAGAAAAGAGAGAUGACCCUUCAAAGCGAUGCUGAAUUGAAGUGGUACUAUGAACCUGAUCUGAAAGAUUGCGAUUUAUCGGAUGGCUUCCCCGAUCGCUACAUUACACGAGAUCCGGUUCCGGAGAGAUUAGAUGCCUUACUAAAGUGUCUGCAGAAUGUCAACGCACUAGCAGAAGAGUCGGGAAAAACGGGGGUUACCCCCAACUUUUGCACAUGGCGGGGAAUCAUGACCAAGAUUCUUUGCACACCCUACUCACGAGAUGAAUGGGAGCUAGGUGUAACCCGCUACAAGGAUACAAUCUAUAUGGAGGAACAUGAGUCAGACGAAAAACGGCAACAUGCCUUCGGUGCUUCCGACCGGGAUAAACUCAUGAGUUACUGGGGAUAUAAAUUUGAAUCUCUCAGUACUAUCGAUAAGCCUCCUUCAACCCUCACUGGACCUGAUGACGAGGCACUGCAAAGACGAAAGGAAGAAUGUGUGAACACAAAUGUGCAGUAUUGCAGCGUGGUGCGGACACGGUUAGGGAACAACAUUUUGGUCAUGGGGGCGGAAGUGGAUUGUCUGGUUGCUGAUGCAAAGCCUACCAGUAAUCCUCAAAGCGCGUAUGCAGAACUAAAAACAAAUCGUAUCAUCUCCAAUGAACGGCAGCAGAAAUCGUUUGAGCGACACAAGCUUCUCAAAAUUUGGGCGCAAUCCUUCCUUCCUGGUAUACCUCGAAUCAUUAUUGGCUACCGAACGGACUCAGGUCACAUCCAACAUAUCCAGCACCUCAAAACCAUGGACAUACCCCGCAUGGUUCGCGGCACGCAGCCCAAUAUAUGGGACGCAACCGUGUGUAUCAAUUUUGCAAAUGGGCUUUUAGAGUUCUUAAAGGGUGUUGUGGUGGAGGAUGACCCAGAUGUGGUUUACACUGUUCGAUUUGGGAAGCCUUUUGGGGAAGUCAGGGUGUUGAGGAGAGAAAAGGGGAAGGUGGGACUGGAGGGAGUAUUUGUACCGGACUGGUAUCGAACGUAGCGUAGCUUGGGUGCCGUUUUGGUGCAGUUCUGGUAGGUUGUGCAGAGUUGACCUCAGUGCGAAGAUAGUGCUUGGGACAUAUCUACCCAACAGUCUAGAAUGCUGCAGAUUUCUACGAUCUAUUAAUCUCAAAGGGCGUACAUAACCCUACUCUCUGGAUGGCAAUGUUCAGUGUGAGCGUUCUCUGGAUGUUCUGGGAUGAGCCUGCACCAUCGCCUCACUUUCCAUCGGUUCGGUCCUUUGGAUAAUUCAACUGGAUGUGCCAUUCGCCCUGGUACAGUUCCAAAUGCAUUCGUUAAUGAGAUUUAAUUGCAAC